AUGAUGGCUGGUCUACAGGCGGCGAAGAAGGAUCUCCGGCGGAGAAUGCGGGAUGCGCUGCACAAGAUCCCCGCCGACUCCAUCACAAAUCAAUCCAGAGUCGCCGCCAACAGGCUGUUUGCUCUCCAGGAAUACCAGGAUGCAAGGAGGAUAGGGGUUUAUCUCUCCAUGCCGGCAGGGGAAUUAUCCACCACGGCCAUCGUUCGGGAUGCUCUGGCAAGUGGUAAGGAGGUCUUCGUGCCCUACAUACACAAGCUAGAGUUAUCGGAACAGUCGAGGACCUCCGUUAUGGACAUGCUCAAGCUAGAGUCGAUUGAAGAAUUCGAGGCUCUCCAGCCCGACAAAUGGGGGAUUCCGUCGCUGUCCGAGGUCCAAGUACUCAGGAAGAUGAAUUGCUUUGGGGGCAAAGGAGUCUCGCCCCAGCCAGAAGACGCUACAAAAGGACCUUACGGGCUCGACUUGGUUGUGAUGCCAGGAAUGGCAUUUGAUGAAGGGCUCAGGAGAUUAGGGCAUGGUAAAGGCUACUAUGAUCAUUUUCUGACAAGGUAUUCAAGAGAGGGGGCUGCAGGUAAGUCAACAAAGCCGAAGUUGCCCUUCCUUGUUGCCCUAUCUCUCAAGGAGCAAAUGCUUCCCCCGACCGAAGAGAUACCGGUAGCGGAUCAUGACUGGCCUGUAGACAUGCUCAUCGUCGGUGAUGACCGGUCUCUGGUGCGCCAACACUGA
This is a messenger RNA of Aspergillus aculeatinus CBS 121060, 723 nucleotides long. Its product is annotated as 5-formyltetrahydrofolate cyclo-ligase. Gene Ontology annotation, biological process: tetrahydrofolate interconversion; folic acid-containing compound biosynthetic process. Lineage: Eukaryota; Fungi; Ascomycota; Eurotiomycetes; Eurotiales; Aspergillaceae. The transcript has 3 exons. Gene Ontology annotation, cellular component: mitochondrion. The record is from RefSeq and is a predicted model, not a curated record. Bases 1 to 723 code for a protein of 240 amino acids. Gene Ontology annotation, molecular function: 5-formyltetrahydrofolate cyclo-ligase activity.